Molecule: messenger RNA, 1367 nt
Organism: Ipomoea nil (Japanese morning glory)
Lineage: Eukaryota; Viridiplantae; Streptophyta; Magnoliopsida; Solanales; Convolvulaceae
Exons: 2
Coding region: 255-1274 (339 amino acids)
Source: RefSeq, a predicted model, not a curated record
UAAUGAUUCUCCUUUCCUUUUAUGUUUUAGUUAGUCUUUGUUUCCUUUUUCUAGAUCAGUUUAGUUAGUUUCUAUAUUAGCUUAUUUAGUCUAAGAAACUCCAUAAAACCCUCUUUAUCUUUUCUGUACUUCUGCUGUCCAAUGCCUCUUCCACCAUAGGCAAACCAGUGCCAACCAAAUCACCCCUCCCUCGCCCCUUGACACGUGCUUUUGCCCGGGAACACAACAUUUUGGUUCCGUUGCCGGCCGUCAAUAUGGGCGAAUUGAAGAAGCUCCAAGACGAGAUGCGGGACAUCCACUUAUCUCUGCAGAAACUGGAACACCUGCCAGCCACCGUGCAAAAACUGGAAGAAUUACCUGCUACCGUUCAAACUUUGUCUGAAGCCGUUGCACACCUCACGGCGGUUGUGAACUCCUUUGUCGCAAACCCUCAUCUCCCAACGACCUCCACUGCUGUCACGCACUCUACCUCUAGCCACGCCACUCCAGAAACUGCCGUCCUAACACCACCAGAUCCCACUCCAUCCACUCGUGUCACCCGACUUGAGUUUCCGAAGUUUUCAGGCAUAGAAGACCCACUCGUGUGGUUACAUCGCUGUGAAUUGUUCUUUGACAAAUCCCCCCUCAGCGACCAUGAGAAAGUCUCCACAGCAGCCUACUAUAUGUUUGAUGUGGCGCAGCUCUGGUUCAAAAAACGCCUCCAGGAUGGCCAACAGUUUUCUUGGGCGCAAUUCAAAGAGGCUUGUAAUCUUCGCUUUGGACCUCCUCGCAGCAUCAACCCCCUGGGUGAACUUGCGAACCUCAAACAGAACAGCAGGGACUUUGAGGACUUCAUAGAUGAUUUCCAGACCCUCCUAGCUAGAGCGGACAACGUCCUAUACUCCCAACAAGUAAGUUUAUUCACUGCAGGCUUGGAUGAGGUUCUACGUAUAGAUGUUGAAAGGAUGCGGCCAGUUUCUCUUGAUGAGGCCAUUAACAUAGCACGUGAUUAUGCUCGUAAAGGCCUCCUGCUUCACCAUGCACCUCCCCGGCAACCUGUCCCAUCCCAGACACCACCUAGUUGCGCUAUAACAGUGCACCAACAGCCACAAUCACGCCCUCCUCGGUUCCAUAAACUCUCCCCAACAGAAAUGAUGGAGCGCCAAAAGCUAGGCCUGUGCUAUAAUUGUGACGAAACAUGGGUAAAGGGCCAUCGUUGCAAACAACAACUAUACAUGCUUGGCUUUAAUGGCGAAGGGGACGAUGAGCCAUUUUACCCACCGGCGCCAGACUAAUCCAUUCCCAUUUUUUCUUGAUUUCAAGCUUGAGGGCAAGCUUGAUGUCCAAGAGGGGAGUAAUGAUAUGUUCUUUACUAUUAGAAUUGAUUU